Molecule: messenger RNA, 8749 nt
Organism: Sturnus vulgaris (Common starling)
Lineage: Eukaryota; Metazoa; Chordata; Aves; Passeriformes; Sturnidae
Source: RefSeq, a predicted model, not a curated record
UAAAAUAAAAAUAUGUGUAUUUCGAGAAUGUGAAGUAAUAGGAACCCUUUUUCACCACGCUAUAUUGCAGUUUUAUUUUGAUUAUUGUCAUUUAUGCAGGCUGUUUAAAAAUAUUUGUAAAGUAAAAUGCUAAUAAUUGAGGGGGGAGUGGGAGGUGAAAGUAAAGGAGAAAGAUACAACAGUGCUCAGUAAUCACACAUUAGUCAUGGCCAUGUUGCUGAAAUUCUAAUAUAGCAUUUUUGAAACGACAGGUUUCUGUUCAAAUAUAAAGGUACAAAGUUUGGCCACUAAAGACGUUUUUAGCUGUUGCAAGAAAAUUCCAGGCUUGGUAAAUAAAGGCUUGUUAUUGUAAAGGUCAUCAGAUGGAUUUGUAACUCCUGGCAGUAUGUAGCCAUGAGUUUUGGCUAAAGUAGCUUAAAACAAUGCAGGUAGGUCUGAAUUUAAAGUAAUUCAGCACGCAAAUUUGAGAGCACCUAGGACUGCAGAAUACUCACAAGCUGAAUAAAACCAGCGCAGCUAUGUUUGCAAGAAGUACACACGGCUAGCAGUAGAAGAUGCUGAAUGAUACCUUGGUGUUAUUCAGCAAACUUGCCUUAAUUCUACAAUAUGUAUUAUAUGUUAGGAUCUUUUUUUAGUUGGUCUUUUGUGAUGUGGCUGGAAGUUAAUUACUGUAGUUUUUCUUUGUAUAAAUGAGUUUUAGAAGUCAUGAAGAUUAUGUCAGGCGUACAAAAAUGAAAUAAUUUAGGGUAAAUGCUCAGUGAAGCAUUUAAUGUAAACAACAGAUCAUAACCUGGAGAAUGUUCCUGGCUGGCACAUUCUGUAAAUUCUGCUCUAAACUUCCUUCCUAUGUUUGCAUAGCUACCUGUUUGCAUAGUGAAAUAAGCGAAAGUCUGAGACUGCCUCAUGUCAGCAUUAGAUGGUUUGGAAAUUUCACCUCUCAGGUUAGCCUCUGGUUAGUGAUUUUCGGUUUUGUUUUGUUUUUUCCAUGCUAUUAGAAUAAUCCUUGAUAUGGGCAUAAAGAUUGAAAGUCUUUCAUACUCAUUGGUACUUCAUAAAACCUGAGGUUGAAACACUUCUGUGUUUCUGACGGUAGUUUUCAGAGAGGAGUAAAUUGGUUUCUCUCAUUGCUGUAGCACCAAACAAGACACCUAAUUGUGCAAAGAAUGUAUUGGAAAAUGGACUUCGGGGAUGUGAGCUAAGGUCAGCCAGCUAAAAGUUACUCUGUCAGGAAUAAACCCAGUGCAAGAUUCUGCUGGCAGUGGACAGCGGACUAAAAGCUUCUGUCUGUAGAGCAUUCCUUGCAUGCUGUUCAAGCAGGGCUGGAUUUGGAGGAUCAAAGUGCAGAGGGAAUAAUAAAGUGAGGAUUCCCUCUGUAUCCCUAAAUUUUCAGGGAAAUCUGUUGUUAUCUGUUGUUACUUAUUCUACAGCUACACUCAAAAAUAAAUUUGUUGGUGUUUGGGUGAGGCUUGUUUCUCCAUUCAGCUAAGAUUUUCAGGUGGUAUCUGUUGAGGAUAGGGAUUGUGUCGAAUGAUAGAACUGCUUCAAGAUUAUCACAAACGAGGUCAUGAAAUAUGCUUCUGGUCAUUCUUUGGAGUAGGGUUGCAAAGAUGUCAUUGAGAAAAAAUGCCAUGCUGCCUCCUCUUUCUCCCCAUUGCAGGCCUUUAAUGUCUUUCCACCUUCGUUCCUUUGCUGUGCUGCUGGCUGGGGAGUAGGGAGUCUGAUACGGGAUUUUUAGCCCAAAGAGUUUGUGCUUAUGUUGGAUAAGUUUCUAGGACUCCAGUGGAUGUCUCUUCUCCUUGUCUCUUGGUGGAAAACUUGCUUGGCUUUAAUGGAUACUGCUGCUGCUGCUGCUGGUUGAUCUCUGGAGACUUUACAGCUCCUUACCUUUUGAGAGGAGGUGAUUUCUCAUCACUUCUCAAGGUCUCAGUGGUAGUAGCUCUUUAUCACUAACCAUCACUGGGGGAAAAAGAAGAUGCCUCUACCUUUUGGGUUAAAAUUGAAACGAACUCGACGUUACACAGUGUCCAGCAAGAGUUGCUUGGUGGCUCGUAUCCAGCUGCUCAACAAUGAAUUUGUGGAGUUCACACUGUCAGUGGAAAGCACGGGCCAGGAAAGUCUGGAAGCAGUGGCUCAGAGGCUUGAAUUGCGGGAGAUUACAUAUUUCAGUCUCUGGUAUUAUAAUAAGCAGAAUCAACGCAGAUGGGUAGAUCUGGACAAGCCUCUGAAAAAGCAGCUGGACAAAUAUGCCUUGGAGCCAACUGUGUAUUUUGGAGUAGUAUUCUAUGUGCCUACUGUUUCUCAGCUUCAGCAGGAGAUUACCAGGUAUCAGUAUUACUUACAAUUAAAGAAAGACAUCUUGGAAGGCAACAUUCCUUGCACACUGGAACAAGCAAUACGUCUGGCUGGUUUGGCAGUUCAGGCGGAUUUUGGAGACUAUGAUCAGUAUGAAUCUCAGGAGUUUCUACAAAGAUUUGCUUUGUUUCCAGUGGGUUGGCUACAAGAAGAAAAAAUACUGGAAGAAGCAACACAGAAAGUUGCCUUGCUACAUCAGAAGUACAGAGGCCUUACUCCUCCUGAUGCAGAAAUGUUAUAUAUGCAAGAAGUAGAAAGAAUGGAGGGCUAUGGUGAAGAGACCUAUCCUGCAAAGGACAGCCAAGGAAGUGACAUAUUCAUUGGAGCAUGUCUUGAUGGUAUCUUUGUUAAACACAAAAAUGGUCGUCCUCCUGUUGUAUUUAGGUGGCAUGAUAUUGCCAACAUGUCCCACAAUAAAUCCUUCUUCGCAUUAGAAUUGGCAAACAAAGAAGAGACAAUUCAGUUCCAAACUGAAGAUAUGGAAACAGCAAAAUAUGUGUGGAGGAUGUGUGUGGCUAGACACAAAUUUUACAGACUAAAUAAAUGCAGCUUACAAACUCAGCCUGUUACAGUGAAUCCUGUUAGAAGACGAUCUUCAUCCAGGAUGUCCAUGCCCAAGCCUCAGCCUUAUAUGAUGCCUCCACCACCUCAGCUGCAUUACAAUGGUCAUUAUAGUGAGCCAUAUGCAUCUUCCCAAGAUAACCUCUUUGUGAGCAAUCAGAAUGGAUACUACUGUCACUCUCAGACUAGCUUGGAUAGAACCCCUCACGACUACAGUGGUCGGAUCCGCAAUGGGAGUGUCUAUAGUGCACACAGCACAAACUCCUUGAACAAUCCACAGCAUUACUUGCAGCCAUCCCCCAUGUCCUCUAACCCAAGCAUUACUGGAAGUGAUGUCCUCAGAACUGAUUAUGUCCCAUCACACAGACACAGUGCACUAAUACCACCUUCUUAUCGUCCCACACCAGACUAUGAGACUGUGAUGAGACAGCUCAACAGGGGCAUGGUGCACACAGAUAGACAGAGUCAUUCAAUGAGAAAUCUUAAUAUCAGCAACUCAUAUGCUUACAGCAGGCCUGAUGCCUUAGUUUACAGUCAGCCUGAAAUUCGAGAGCAUGCCCACUUUGCUGCCCCACAGUCUAACCAUUAUCCAUUUAACCUGAACUACAGCUUCCAUAGCCAAUCCCCCUAUCCCUAUCCUGCUGAAAAGCGCCCAGUUGUUGGGGCAGUCAGUGUGCCUGAGUUGACAAAUGUGCAGCUCCAGUCUCAGGAUUACCCAGCACCAAAUAUAAUGAAGACUCAAGUCUAUCGACCACCUCCCCCAUACCCGUACCCAAGGCCUGCAAAUAGUACUCCAGACCUUUCUCGACACAUCUACAUCAGCAGCAGCAAUCCAGAUCUUAUCACAAGGCGAGUGCACCAUUCUGUCCAGACAUUUCAGGAAGACAGCCUGCCUGUGGCACAUUCUCUUCAAGAGGUCAGUGAACCUCUAACAUCGGCACGCCAUGCUCAGCUGCAGAAAAGGAACAGUAUUGAAAUAGCAGGCUUGACUCCCAGCUUUGAAGGAAUAAGAAUUAAAGAGAGGACCAUGUCAGCUUCUGCAGCAGAUGUGGCUCUUCCAAGAGUUAUCUCAGAAGGGUCACAGCCCAACAUUCUGAUGGAGAGAACGAAGCAAAAAGAAGGUGAGCAAGAAGAAUGCGUGAACUGUGAUCACAAGAAAACCCUUUCAGAUGCCACUAUGCUGAUUCACAGUAGUGAGGAAGAAGAAGAAUUUGAAGAAGAGAAUAAGGCCAGUACAAGUCUUUCUCCUCUCCCUGAAGAUCAAACUCAACUUUCAUCUGUUAUGGGAGGUUAUUCUCAUGAUUCAGUACUAAACUAUCCUUAUAGCUCUGUUGCUUCAUCUGCUGGCCCUUUGCAUAUUCUUGAACCUAAAUUACAUAUCACAGAGGCAGAAAAGAGAAUGAAAGAUAUGAGCCCUGUUCAUUUACUAGUAGAAAGCCAGGUACAGAGAAGAGGGGAAGGACUGCUUACUCCAUCUAUGUCAGAAUCUGAUCUUACAACAUCAGGGAGAUACAGAGUAAGGAAAGAUUCAGUAAAGAAGAGACCCGUGUCCGAUCUUUUGUCUGGGAAGAAGAAUAUUGUGGAAGGCCUUCCCCCUCUAGGUGGUAUGAAAAAGAAUAAAAAUGAUGCAAAAAAAAUGGGGCCACUGAAGCUAGCUGCCCUAAAUGGACUAGCAUUGACUAGAAUGCCUCUGCCAGAUGAGGGGAAGGAAGAAUCAACAAGAGCAACAAAUGAUGAACGAUGUAAAAUGCUGGAGCAGCGGCUGGAGCAGGGGAUGGUGUUCACGGAAUACGAGCGCAUCCAGAAGAAAAGGCUGAUGGAUGGCGAGUGCUCAAUAGCUCGGCUGCCUGAAAAUGCUGAGAGAAACCGCUUCCAGGACGUCCUUCCUUAUGAUGAUACCAGAGUAGAGCUGGUCCCAACCAAAGAAAACAACACGGGUUACAUCAAUGCAUCUCAUAUCAAGAUCUCUGUUGGUGGCAUAGAGUGGGAUUACAUUGCCACGCAGGGCCCUUUGCAAAAUACGUGUCAGGAUUUCUGGCAGAUGAUCUGGGAACAAGGGAUUGCCAUCAUAGCUAUGGUGACAGCGGAGGAAGAAAGUGGGAGAGAAAAAAGCUUCAGAUACUGGCCACGUCUUGGCUCAAGACACAACACUGUGACAUAUGGAAGAUUUAAGAUUACCACGCGAUUCCGUACCGACUCGGGCUGCUAUGCAACCACAGGUUUGAAGAUUAAACAUCUUCUCACAGGACAGGAGAGAACAGUUUGGCAUUUGCAGUAUACUGACUGGCCAGAGCAUGGCUGUCCAGAAGAUUUAAAGGGAUUUUUAUCGUACUUGGAGGAGAUCCAGUCGGUGCGGCGCCACACGAACAGCACAGCAGAGCCGAAAAGCUCAAAUCCUCCCCUGCUGGUGCACUGCAGCGCGGGCGUGGGGCGGACAGGGGUGGUCAUACUGGCAGAGAUCAUGAUCGCCUGCUUGGAGCACAAUGAGAUGCUGGACAUCCCACGAGUGCUGGAUAUGUUGAGGCAGCAGAGAAUGAUGAUGGUGCAGACUCUUUCGCAAUACACUUUCGUCUAUGGAGUUCUCAUUCAGUUUCUCAAAAGUUCUAGACUUAUCUAACCCAUAUGAUUUCCUAAGAGACUCUGCAAGAGUUUACAGAAAGAAAAUCAAGAGUUGUCCAGACCUGCUCUCACUGGUGUUCUCUUCAUAUGAUGAAUCACAGCGUUACCAUUUAGGGCUGCCAUGAGUCAGUGUAACAGUCCCUGCACAGCAGGAUCUUCACUGGACUGAAUUCUUCCCAUGUUCAGCCACAGUCACACUAAGGAAUGAUUUUACUUGCACACAUUCUUUAGAGCGGUGUUACUCUGAGCAAAAUAAGUAUCUUAUGGAAUGGAGGUAUAUAGUACAAUUUUACUAACAUUAUGUUUUGAAACGUAAUUGUUGACUUUGCAAAAGCUAAAAUCUGUAGGUGCACAUGGGGUCAGAAACCUGCCCCUUGGGAAUGUCAAGGUCUUAUGCAGUUUGAUUCUGCUUUCAAUUUUAUAUUUAGAGCAAUACAUCUAUAUUUUUUAAAAUGAACAUUUGGUUUCCUCUGGUUUACUUAACAAAAUUAGCAGCUCUUAGGUAUCUUAAGCUGUUGCUUUAAGGACAGUUAUUUUUAUAUUUAGGAUUUUUUAAAUAAAAAAAGACAAAACAAAACACCACAACAGAAAACUUUUUAAACAUAACUAUUUUCAGAGGAGAAGACUAACAAUGUUUGAACCAACUUUUCAAAAAUCAUGCAGAAAGUCCCAGGGAAGCUGUUGGUAGUUGCAGCACCAUGUAAUAGAACAGACAAGUGAACAAUAAUGGUAACUGUUGAUAACUUUCAUUUGAGAAGAGAGUGCUUACCUGCAGCGGGCAGGGGAAAAAUAUUUUAAAUAUAUACGAGAUUAUUGGAAACAAAUGGAUGAGAGAAAGUACAUAUUCAGUAUUAUUCAUAUAUUUAGAGGACAGUUUGAUUUUACUGGCUGAAAUCAAAAUGGAUGAAAAUGUUUUAAGCACUUUUUUUUUUGCUCUGUUAUUUAUGUAGCUAAAUAUAGAGACUAUAAUCAUGCAUUGUUUCAUUUGGUAAUAUACCAUUACUAACCUGUUAUUUUAAGAAGAGCUUUUUAAGUUGAUGAAGUGAGAGAACUAAAAUGAGAGUAGGAAGGUGCAGAGUUGGUGAAGUGGAAAUGAUUGAAUGAAGUGUAAUGGAGGAGGUGUGGCAGCUAUGAUUGCUGGUUUACACAGUGCAAAGAUGACCUUAAAAAAAAGUUAAUGUUCCCAGCCAAGAAAGCCAGUAAAGCACUGGAAGUUUCUGUAGAAUCCUCCAGAUUAUUUUGUUAGUGCUAGAGCAGAUUUUGCUAAUGCUGUGCAGUGUUGAAAUGAAGAACAUUUGAGAACUUGCAGAAGAAGAGAUCCUGGAGGAAACACUGGAGAUGUGAGUAAUUUAGCAGCUGUGUAGGUGGCUGAGUCAGUGGCUGUGGCAUGGACCUGAGGUGGGCAGGUACAGCCUACAGUAAUUUCCAUUUUGUCCCGUGGGGCUGGUCAAAUGACAAUAUCCCUAAAUAAUCCUCUGUGGUUUUCAGUGAGGACAGCCUGGUUUUCGCUGCCUUUCCAAGUGUUUUGAGAUGCUGAGUUGAAAAUCCCUAUUCCAAAUUGAGCUGUAGAUUUUAGAUAUCUUGUUUAAUUUCAAAAAAAACUUAUAGUAGACCAGUCUGCAGGCAUGGUUAAGUGUACAUUUCCCUUGAUACCUGCUUAGUGAAAUGAAAUGAAACUAAAAGCCAGGUUUAUUAGCGCUGGAAUUGUUAUUUUUCUGAGCUCUAACAAGGAUUUGGAAACUCUUAAACCCCCUUCAAAAAAAUAGUUGUGUCCCAAAACAUGAAUUAAGAAUUAUAAAUAGGUUGCCUAAAUUUCCUCUGUAGUAAGCUGCUUCCAUGAAUUUAAACACAUGGUCCAAAAUACAUUGUACUAGUAUGUCAUUUAAUACAAAAUAUAUUACUUUUAGGUACACAAUAUUGAUCUGGUGCUUUCAGGUCUGCUUAGAAGCAGUCUGAUUUGUUGUACUCUCACUAUAAAUUAGAAUGAAUACUUCAGACUAAGGAAAAUAAAUGUUGUUCUUAUAUAAAAUUCCUAGGAAUUAUUAAUUGCCAAAUAUAAAACUGGAAGUCCAGAGGAAACCAGUUAGUGAUUCUUUAUAUAUAAACCUUGCAAACAUACCAAUCUGACAUAUCCGUGUUGACAGAAGUAUUGAAAGAAGCAAGCAUACUUUGCUAUUUGUGUCAUGCUGUGUUUUAAAAACAUUGUUAAUUUUUACCACAGUUUACUUCUAUCUCUAGAAAUCUUUUUGAAUGGGAGGGCAGGCUCUAAAAUGUAGCUUGUACCUCCUGCAUUUCUAAACUUUGCACUGUGAUCUUCAUAACCUGAUAGAUGCAGUUUUAAUGACAUGAUGGACAACCAGAACUUCAAGCAGCAGUUUCUGAGACACAACGUCAGCUGUGAGGCAUUAAAAGGAGCAGUUAUGAGAAGCAAUUUAAUCCAGUAUUUAUGGGAUUAUCUGAGGUGGGUGAGGAAAUGUGUGUCUUAUGGCUUAUUUUUCUGUUUCUAGCUAAAAGAAGUUGUGUUCACUUUUAGAGGUGGUUGUGCUCAAAUCUGGUAGUCACAGUUUUGGUUUUUUUAGUGCAACACUGCUACCUCCUUCCCUUCAGCUUCCAGUUCUGUCCAUCAGCAGUCUGUUUUUGCAGUAAUAGACUUGACCUUAUUAGACUUGACUUUAUGUGAGUUUUUCUACUGAACACUGUAGGAUGGCUUUUGUUUGUAAGCAUAUGGCUCUGAGUGAGCAUUGAAAAUGAGAAGUUUCUCUUCUAGAUACCAAAUGAAAUUAAACUUCACAACCUUCUAUAAAAAAUAUUUUUUAAAAUGUUUAGAUUUUCAGUUAACUUAUAAAUGACAAUUCAGUUUUUAGCACUUUUGAUCUGAGCCUUGAAAAGGGAUGCAUUUUUACAUGUAGUUGUGCUGGGUGCUUCAUGAAGGUUUGGAUGUUUUAAAAAUAUCCACUGUCCAAAUCCAGUCACAGUGUGAGUCAGAGGUGGAUUUAUUUGUAAAAAAACUUAAAAUUUUUCUAAAAGCCUGUCCAAUUUUGCCAAAUGUGUAUCUGUUUUUAUGGGGAUGAAAUCAGAUGAUUAUGCAAGAUUUGAACAGAGUUUGUUUUGUAAGAAAAGUUGUAUGAAAAAUUUUUGCAGCAAAUGGCAAAGAUGAUGCUGAUCUCUAGGGAUGUCAGAGCUCUCAGGGACAAAUAAAGGUGCUAUAUACUGUCAA